UCCCCCUCUCACCUCCCCUCGGGCCCUUUUGCGCACGAAUCCGCGACGUUUUCCACCCGGGCUGCGGCUCGCCCAGCCGAGAUAAAGAGGCGGCGGAGUUGUGGGCCACGCGCGCCUUUCUGGAGGAAGGAAGAAGAGCCCGGCCAAGCGGGCGAAGAGCCGCGGGCGGGGGAAAGGCGCACCUGUUGCUGGCGAGGGAUGGAUCGCAAAAGCGGCGGGGUGGAAAAGAGCCACCUGCUCGACGGGGCGGAAAGCAGGUCCUAUUUAGGAGUCUCAGAAAAGGACCUCCAUGAUUCAAUGGUUGGGUUCGUACCUGACCUCACUUCUCUCGAGCUGGACCUCAAAGGGAACCUUCACUGUCACUCCAGCUGGGCAUCCAGCAAUGGCAACAACACUGAGCAAAAGCGAGCUCGUCGGAAGCUUUAUCUUGCUUCCGCCAUCUGCUUGGUCUUCAUGACUGGGGAAAUUGCAGGAGGAUAUUUUGCACACAGCCUGGCCAUUAUGACUGAUGCAGCCCACCUAUUGACUGAUUUUGCUAGCAUGAUGAUCAGCCUUUUCUCUCUCUGGAUGGCAUCUCGACAACCUACUAAAACGAUGAAUUUUGGAUGGCACAGAGCAGAGAUUUUGGGAGCCCUGCUGUCCGUUCUCUCAAUCUGGGUGGUGACUGGUGUGCUAGUUUAUCUAGCAGUGCAGAGACUGAUUUCUGGUGACUAUGAGAUAGAAGGAGAUGCCAUGCUUAUCACUUCCGGCUGUGCUGUGGCUGUAAACAUCAUGUACUCCAAAAAGCGUAGAUUUCAAUGAUGUGAAGACCAUCCUGCUCUCUAUAAAUGAAGUGAAAGCCAUUCAUAGCCUCCAUAUCUGGGCUCUAACAGUAUCACAGCCGGUGCUGUCAGUCCAUAUUGCAAUCAAUAAAGAUGCUGAUGCCCAGACGGUCUUGAAGGAAGCCAGCUGCCGACUGCAAAAAGCUUUUGAUUUCCACACGACAACAAUCCAGAUAGAAAACUAUUCGGAGGACAUGAAGGAUUGCCAAAAAUGCCAGAGUCCCACAGACUGAUCCACUGUCGCCAAGUAAGCUGGAGAUGGAUGUUCAGCCAUGUUAAAGCUGCUACCUCAAAAAUAUCCUAAGUGUAACCUGAUUUACUGACUCCUUGUGGCUAAAUCCUUCUUCUGGAAUCAUUCAAUGGAAAGUGCAAUUCUUAGUUUGCUUGAAAUGAAGCCAAAAUACCUUCUCUUUCCUUCCUUCCUUCCUUCCUUCCUUUUUUAUAACAAAAUGGCAGGAAUUUCCUGUCUAUUUAUUUAUGUAGUUAUGGGAUCUACUUUAUGCAUCAUUCCAUAUCUGUUUACUAGGCAAGACUUCUUAAAGCGCCUCUCAAGUUUUAAUUUCGACCAAUAAGCACAACCUUAUAUUCACUAUUUUUAGAGGUCUCAUUGCCAUUCUAAAACCAGAACUUGCUAGGCUAAGACCAUUUUAAAAUUUAGACGCCCACAAAUACAGCACGUCUGUAAUAUCUUAGCUUUGUCCAUCUCUUUGUGAUUUUAGGAUAAAUGCAUUUGGUUUAAGGAGUUGUAGAUGAAUGGUGAAUCGUACCUCAUCUGAAUGCUUCUUUUUGCCUCCAACUAAAAGUUCAUCAGAAGCCCAUUUGAUGAGGAACUAUUGCAGUUAAUUUUUAAUAUGAUUUUUAUUGAAAUUUUUGAAAAAGAAAAAAAAACCUAAUGUAAAGGAAAGAAGAAAAAA
Molecule: messenger RNA, 1735 nt
Organism: Thamnophis sirtalis
Lineage: Eukaryota; Metazoa; Chordata; Lepidosauria; Squamata; Natricidae
Source: RefSeq, a predicted model, not a curated record